Manduca sexta (tobacco hornworm) is the source of this 8338-nucleotide messenger RNA. RefSeq names its product dedicator of cytokinesis protein 1 (gene mbc). The transcript has 38 exons. Gene Ontology annotation, cellular component: plasma membrane; cytoplasm. The record is from RefSeq and is a predicted model, not a curated record. Gene Ontology annotation, molecular function: guanyl-nucleotide exchange factor activity; small GTPase binding. Gene Ontology annotation, biological process: cell migration; small GTPase-mediated signal transduction. NCBI's taxonomy places the organism in Eukaryota, Metazoa, Arthropoda, Insecta, Lepidoptera, Sphingidae. Bases 115 to 6078 code for a protein of 1987 amino acids.
GUAAAAUACUGGCAACACUAGUUACAGUUGUCAUGUCAAAUAAUAGUUCGAGAUAAAAAUGACGAGCUUACUGAAUUUCGAUUAAAAAUAAAAUAAGAAUUUGUAAAAUCAGUCAUGACAGUUUGGGAGAAACUUGAUAAUGGGGAAUGCUACGCAGUUGCUAUAUACAACUUCAGCGGCAAAUGCCCGUCGCAGUUGUCACUGGAUGUGGGCGAGCUGGUGCACGUGGAGGGCGAGACUCGGGACUGGUACUGGGGAACGAGUCUGCGCCGUGACUCCCGCGGCGCCUUCCCCAAGAGCUACGUAGUGAUCAGGGACUGCAUCGUUGACAAAUGUGGGGAGACGGUGCUGGCGUCUUCGGGCGGCGGCGGAGUGGUGCACGACAUAGCAGUCACACUGCGUGAAUGGUUGCAACAUUGGAAGAACUUGUACAUUAACAACGAUGAGCAGUUCAAGUUCAUGGAAGUGAGCAUGCGCGCGCUGCUAGAGUUGCGUGCGCAAGCGGCGAGUGGUGCGCUGCCGCAGGACCAGCUGCGACGGGUCGCUAGGACCUCAGUCUUCACUAUCGAUAGAGGAAACCGAACACUAGGAAUGGAGUUGGCGGUGCGAAACGCCAACGGCCAGUUGGUGGAUCCCCUCAAGAUGUCUUCAUAUAGACUGAAUGCCCUCCAUGAGGAGGCCAACACUAGGAUAGUCAAGAAUAAGCAGGAGUCGACGCCCGCGACGCCGCCGCCGGGCGCGGGCGCGGCGCGCACGUACACGGCGUGCGUGCGCGUGCACAACUUCGUGUGCCGCGUGCCCGAGGCGGCCGAGCUGCACCUCGCGCUGCACGACGCGCUCGGCAACAAGCUCACUGAACACCUGCUCCUGCGCUGGCCCCCGCCUCAUCUCGCACCCACCACUGUCUUGUUCACGGAUUUUGGCAGUGAUAUUAUGAAGAGCGAAAAGAUCUAUUUGGUGUGCUACGUUGUUCGGAUAGGUUCCAUGGAGCCGCAAAACGUUGAUCACAGGCGCAGCUCAGUGGCGGCGGUGCCGGCGCCGGUGGCGGCGGGCGGCAUGCGGCGUCCGUUCGGCGUGGCGUGCGCGGACGUGAAGCGGCACCUCGCCGCCGACGAGCCCGACAAACAUCUACAAGUACCGUUUUAUGCUUAUGAAAAGGAAAACUUGGAUACGUUAUUGAAGAAAGUAAUCGCGAACCGUGACCUCAAAGAUGCGAAACACUCACAAGGAUUGUGGGUGUCGUUACAGUUGGUGGAAGGAGAUUUAAAACAGAUACGUGAAGAGAACCCACACAUAGUGGUCGGUAACACAGCUAUAGCCCGUAAGAUGGGCUUUCCCGAAGUGAUACUGCCGGGCGACGCUCGCAACGACCUCUACGUGACGUUGUGCAGCGGCUCCUUCUCCAAAGGCGGAGGGAAGACCACCGAGAGAAACAUCGAAUUGGUCGCUCGUGUGGUCGAUAAAGAUGGCCGAACUAUACCUGGUGUUGUGUCGAUUGGUGCCGGGUUUCCACUAAUGAACGAGUACACGUCAGUGGUGUACUACCACGACGAUCGGCCGCGGUGGCAAGAAGUGUUUAGGGUGUCGCUAGACAUCGAGCAGUUCAAGGUGGCGCACGUGGUGGUGUCGGCGCGGCACCGCAGCUCCAACGAGGCGAAGGACCGCUCCGAGCGUCCGUUCGCGCUCGCCUACCUGCGCCUGCUCACGCGCGAGGGCACCACCGCGCCCGACGGCACGCACAACCUCGCCGUCUAUAAGAUUGACUACAAACGCGCAAUGACCACCGACGUGGAAACGGAAGCGGCGGCGGCGUGCCUAGGCUUGCCGUCCAAGAGGGACGAGCUUCCAGCCGGCGCCGAGCGGGGCCUGACCCGCGGCCCGCUCUCCCUAGUUCACAGAGACACCUUGACGAUCGCUACUAAACUGUGCUCCACGAAACUGACGCAACGAGAGGAGAUCCUCGGCGUAUUGAAAUGGAGCACUCAUCACGCCGAAGGCACGCUCCGAACAGCGCUCCAACAACUACUUCAAGUGCCCAGUGAAGAGUUGGUUAAAUUCCUUCAGGACAUAUUGGACGCGCUGUUUUGUAUAUUAACACAGGUAGAGGAAGACGAUGAGGUAUAUUCAGACAGAAGCUAUGGAGUGCUUGUACUGGACUGUCUGCUAAGGGUGAUAUCUCUUGUAGCAGAUCAUAAGUACCAACACUUCCAGCCGGUGUUGCACGUGUAUAUAGACGAUAUAUUCUGCGACGCUAUGGCUUACGAACGGUUACUACCAGUAAUGUCGUGGGUGGUGCGUGAAGGCGGCGCGGGCGGGGAGGCGCCGUCCAAGAGGUUACUCGUGUGCAUGAAGUGUGUGGAGAGCUUGGUGCGCGUCGUGGCGCGCUCGCGACUGCUGCGUGCCGCCAUGGACCACCACCACACCAACCUGCACCUCGCCGAUCGGAGAUUCAAUAAGCUUUUCGAGGAUCUACUCGAAUCUCUAAUAUGGCUGAUGCGCUGCGGCGACCACGCGCUCACUUGUCAAGGGUCAGCGUUGAAAUAUUUCCCUCACGCGGUGCCGCACGCGAUCAAAGUGUUUCCAGAGACCGAGUUGUGUGCGUCAAUAGUCCGCGCGCUAGAAGCCCUCCCGCUGGGCCGACUGAGCAAGCAGCGCAUGCUCGCGCUGCUGGAGCUGGUGCGCGGCCCGCUGUGCACGGCGCCCUCCGCGCGCGCCUAUCUGUUGCCGCACCUCGCCGCCACGCUCCGCGCCUUGCUGCGGGACAAGGCAGAGUGGGAUCGCGAGGCGGCGCUCAAGUCGCGCUCAGUGGGAAAGGCUGCGCGUCUACUCGGCGAGGACACCGCGCGGCUGCACGACCACACGCACCACCGGCAGAUCUUGGAGCUCUGCGUGGAGACACUCGGCGAGGUGAUGACUCUCCUUGCGAGAGACGAUGUCGGUCCUGUGGAGGAAGAUCGCGCGGAGCUGGCCAGGAGGCUCAUGCCUACCGUGCUGAAGACAGCCGCCUCGAUGCUGAGGGAACGGAAGGAUGAAGAGCACGCGGUUGCUGCUGAUGAGGCUAUGUUGAGACGAAUCAUCGCUGUUCUUCUGGAUAUGGUUCACCAAGUAUCCGAAGAGCAGAACGCGGUCAUAGUUCGAGCAUUGGAGGCCGAGAGCGUGGGCAGUGCGGGCGCGCUCGUCAACGACGCGCUCGCGCUCAUGCUGGCUCUGCUGCAGCGACCCGUGUACCGACCCCACUGGGCUGACAUGCUGCACUUACAGCAUUAUAUUAUGCUGCAUGCGCUUCGAUUAAUAUCAAAAACGUUGUGCGAAGUUCUGAGCGUGACAGAGCUGUGCGACACCGAAGCGGUGUCAGCUGUCCACUCGCAGUGCAAGGAGUGGUUCGCGGCGGGCGCGGCGCUCGCCACCUCGCCGCCGUUACAACUCGAGACGCUCUCGGCCGCCCGGAGGCAAAGAGUGGCGCAGCUCUACGGAGACAUUCGGAGGGGGCUCGCGCACUGCAUGUGUGAUAUGUGGUUUAAUUUGCAAAAUCACAAGCGCUCGUUCAUCCCGUGUCUGGUGGGUCCGUUCUUAGAAGUAAGCUUCCUUUGCGACGAAGAAGUGAGGAACACCACCAUACCGAUAUUCUUCGACAUGAUGCAGACAGAGUAUAACCACAGUGUCGCUAACGGGGACAGCGUGGAAAGCCACCUUAAAGAACUCGAAAGCGAACUGAUCGACAAAGUGGACGUCCUCGUCGAGCGUGGCCUGUGCGACGCGGCGUGGCGCGCGCGCUUCGUGUCCCUGUGCGGAGCGCUGUGCGCCGCCGCACGCCCUCCGCUGCGCGCGGCCGGCGCGGCGCUCGUGGCGGCGGCCGCGCGGCAACUCGACGCGCUGCUGCAGUACCGCGCCGCCGCACGACACGCGCCCGCGCCCUGCCGCAUGCACCUCGCCACCGCCGUCCUGCACUUCUACCAGGAGAUUGAGAGGCCGCAUAUGUAUAUACGUUACGUGCACAAGCUGGCGGGCAUGCUCCGCGCGGCGCAGCAGUGGACGGAGGCGGGGCUGGCGCUGCGGCUGCACGCGACGCUGCUGUCGUGGGCGCCGGACGCGCUGCCGCCGCGCCUCAGGCACCCCGCGCUGCCGCCCGCCGCGCAGCACACGCACAGGGAACUCAAGGAACACCUCUACCUAGAAAUCGCGGAGCUACUAAACAGCGGACAGCAAUGGGAGCUGGCGGUGGAAAUUGUCAAAGAAUUAGUAUCGGUUUACGAAGAGGAGGCGCUCGGCUACGGACCGUUAGCAGAACUGCACACUCAGCUGGCCCAACUGUAUUCUGCGAUGCUGAGGAAGCCCAGAUCACAUCCUGGAUAUUUUAGGGUCAUAUUCCACGGGAAAGGAUUCCCCGAGCAGUUGAGGAAGCCUUUGGGUCCAAGAAGCACUAUGCCAUCUCAAGGCUUCGUCUACCGAGGUAACGAGUACGAACAACUGUCCGACUUCAGAGAGCGGAUGCUGGAUGAAUGGCCUGAUGCGGAGAUACUGCUGAAGCUCGACCCGCCUGGAGAGGACAUCACCGAGUCUGAUGGACAAUAUCUCCAGAUAAACGCAGUGGACCCAGUGAUGAGUGAUAAAUUGAAGCGAUUGUCCGGGAAGCCGAUCGCCGAACAAAUACUACAAUACUAUAAACACAACAAUGUAGACAAAUUUUAUUUCUCAAGACCGUUCCAUAAACCAGAGGAGUCAUUAGGAUCUAAUGAUGAUUUAUCGAGUCAGAAUGAAUUUGCGACGAGAUGGCUCGAGAGGACAGAGAUAGAGAUUACAGAAAAAUUGCCGGGCAUCCUACGAUGUUUCCCGGUGUCUAUGUCGCGCACGUACUCUAUGGCGCCGGUGCAGGCCGCCACGGAGCAGCUGCGCGCCGCCAACAGAGAACUACGCGCAUUGGCGCUGGCUGCGCGUGCGCCUGACGUGUCGCUGCAGCCGCUCACCAUGCGACUCACCGGCAUCCUCGAUCCAGCGGUGCAAGGCGGCAUAGUGAACUACGAGCGAUCGUUCCUGACGCCGCAGUAUGAGGCGCGUCAUCCCGAGCACGCGACGGAGCUGGCAGAGUUGAAAGAGCUCAUCGCUGAUCAGAUACCGUUGCUUAAAUUCGGUCUGGACGUGCACGGCAAGCGCGCGCCGCCCGAGCUGGAGGAGCUGCACGCGCACCUGACGAAGUGCUUCCGCAGGAUACAGCAGCACGUGCACCAGCGCUACGGACGGAAGAAUUGCGAUAUCGACACUGAAUCGCAAGAGGUGCAACUGCGGGUGACGGUGCGGGACAAUGUGCUCUCAGACUCUACAAAUUCGAGCAAUAAUCGGAUAUCAGACGUCUCCACUGGCAAUGACAGUGUGUCGUCUAAGAGCGCCGGAAGAUUUUUCAGUUUUAACAGCGCCAUAAACCCUCUAUCAAGGAAUAGCAGUGGUGGUGUGGGCAGUUACUUUGGAACGCUACAAAACUCUCCAAAGAGACGAAACAAACGGCAAGUCAGAAAGAGCGAAGUUGGCACGCAAGCGAGCGGCACGCAGAGCCAGUGGUACACGUCGCACGCGCAGAACGGCACCACGUCCCCCGCGACAUCGCUAUACAGCCCGACGUCGUCCGUGUCGGCCUCCACCCCCGUCCCGCCGGACACGCCCAGCCCCUCACCGCUCAGAGAGCUACGACAGGAGCGUUGUUUGCAGCUGGUGACGGAGCGGCCGCUGCGCGCCGACGUGGAGCGCGAGCGCCGUCUGUCGCAGCGCACGAGUCUGCUCACCACCUCCUCCGCUCCGCCCUCCAAUAGAGACUCUAUGGGCACAACAGACUCCAACCAGGAUGAGGAAGAGCCCCCGCCACUACCAAAGAAGUACGCGCACCGAAGUAUGGACCUCGAUAACGACACGAACAACAACAGUAACAACAAUACGACAAACAAUGGUGACACGCCAGUGCCAGCCAGGUAUAAUUACGACACAGUAUGGGCGCCUCGUGGCUCCUUCUUGUACACUUCGCUGGCGCAUAAGAAGAGCAGUGAUAAGGCGCCCACACCACCGCCUAAGAAGAAGAAUGUCCAACAAUAAGUUCUAUAGCAAAAAGACUAAUACAAUAGAAAAAAAUAUCCAGCAUCUGAUAUUAAUGCUGGCAUGAUAGGAAUAUUUAUACAAAUAAAGAAAAAUAUUUUCUAUUUACACCGAUGUAGAUUCGAUUUUCCCGAACCAAUGAAGGAGUGUUUAUUAAUUUCGGUAGAGGGGUACUGUCUUCCAUGUAGAAAGUACGAAGCAAUUAUGGAAAUUCAUGUAAUUAGUAUGUGUAUAUUUAUAUAGCAAUAUUUGAACUAAAUAUUUGUGUAUGAUGUGCAAACAUUUAGGCUACGUUCACACGAUACUCGUGUUAGGUUGGUUUAAAUUACCGGUACUAUGAAAUGGCAGGUUGUCAAGUAAGAAUCCCUACAUUUUCCGAUGUUGAACUGCGUCCACUGUGGCCUUAAAACAAAUUUGAUACAAAACAUAAUCGAUUUUCGUUUUAAUCGAUGAUAGCGAAACUGGUUUGGGAAAUAUAUUUGUGUGUAAUAGAGCGGUGCUAUUUACAAGCAAAUCGGAUAAACACAUACAAUAGUUAUUUAUUGUCAUUAAUUCAUGUUAAACCAUUCAUCAGAUGAGUAUUUUUUUUCGUUAAUUCGAUAAUGUAGUUAUAUUUAAAAUUUAAAAACAUCACAAUUAACAGUUAGUAUCGAUUAAAAUGUCAUAAUUAUUUGCAAAAAAAAUCGAUAUGUGCAAAACGUAUUUUCAGUUUUUCUUGAUAAGAAAUUACGACUUGGAUUAAAUUAUUAGAUAGCUAUAUUUUCUCUGCUUUUGAAAUACUGGAGUGAUUUGUUAAAGGGAGACUUAAAAAUACUUAUUUUUUAUAUUAUCAUGGUUUAAAUACACAUCAAAUACCUGUCAAUAAGUGCCAUUUUAGUUAAUAUUCCAAAGAUAAAAUUCCCUCUAUAAACAUAUUUUUGAAUAUAUUUUCGCGGUUAUAAUUGAUAUUUACAAGAUACCAGUCAAAAGCAAUGCGAUCGAUAUAAUUUGGCUCGUGACGUGAUUUAAUAAUUUAAUUUACUGACACACGUUAGUAAUCACGAUUAUAUUGUAUGGUAAAUUCAUAUCGAUUUAGAUUUAUCGAUAAUCAAAGUUAUCUUGUACAAAACAUUAUUGGUGCUUAACCAAUGCGGAACUAGCAAAAUGAUGACUCAUAUCAUUGGUUUGUAACUUUUUUAUUUGACUAAUAUAUACCUCUAUCUAUCCUGGUUUACAGAAAUUGCAAUAACGUAAUCCACUGCCUACCCUACCCUACCUAGGAUAUCCUAGAAUACCCUAAUAGUGUCGGCCAAAAUGUUCAGUUACCCUAUUCAGUUACCCCAAGUACUCCAGAAGAACAAGUCUUUUGAAUUCCUCUAUUGGUUAAUCAUUUUACUAGCUCCGAAAAAAAGGAGAGUGGAAAGCCCGGAAUAUAGUAAUAUCCUACCGACGAUCGACUCUUUUCGAAUGGCUAUAUCGAUAUUUGUAUAGUUAUUUAUAAGAAGUCUUUACCAUGAUAGUUCUUUAUGACACUAUAAUUUAUUUAUUUUGUAUUGAAACUUAUGAAAAUGUCGUUUUCUAGUCAAAGACUGUGUGUUACUGAAAACGGCAAAACAGAAAAGACGUAGUAAAUGCUCGGCAUUAUUUAAUCGAUAUACAAAUAUAAAAAUAACAAUAUAGUAUGUGUGAAAGUAUGAGAAAUGUGCUUAAAUCAUUACCUUAGGAACUUCAUACAUGCAUAUACAUAGAGAAUAAAUAAUACUCUGUGGCCAUAAAGCACCAAAUAUGUAUAACAUUGUUUAUUUUGUACAUUGUAUAUUGUAUCUUAAGGACACUUAUGGAGGCACUUGGUAAACCUAAAAUUUUUGAACAUGUUUCCGUUUUUUAAUCCAAACUUGCCAAAUUAAAAAUAUUGUAAAUAUCUACAUGAAAUUGCUUUUUAAUGUUUAAGAAGCGUGCUAUUACCAGUAUUAAAUUAGUAUACGUUGAGUUAAAGUCGACAUCAAUUCCAAAUCCGCCUUUAUUUUAUUUAGGCCAUCAUUACUGUCACAUGUUAGUUAUAUUUUUAAAAAAACUUAACACAUUCCCGCCGAUUCUGAGUGAUUUUGAAAAUAUAAGGUGCCUCCAGUGUUGUUUAUACAUAGUGUUACCGAUAUUGUAGUCGUAAGUGAUAGCGUAGUCUGUUGUAGUUAUAUGACUGACAAAGUGAAUACGUAGUGAAAAUUCGUAUAGUGCAUUUCAGAUUUGUGCCUAUUGAUAUUAAAAAAUAAUUUUUCGUUAA